Sardina pilchardus (European sardine) is the source of this 1029-nucleotide messenger RNA. RefSeq names its product jumonji domain containing 8 (gene jmjd8). NCBI's taxonomy places the organism in Eukaryota, Metazoa, Chordata, Actinopteri, Clupeiformes, Clupeidae. Gene Ontology annotation, cellular component: cytoplasm. The coding region runs from base 96 to 905 and encodes 269 amino acids. The transcript is spliced from 9 exons. The record is from RefSeq and is a predicted model, not a curated record.
UGUGAGCUGGAAGUUAGUGAAGCAUCCCGGUCCAUCCACCACUGACGGGGAUGUAUAAGUUGCAGUCACGAAAUAUGUCUGAACAAAGUUGACAUAUGGGACUCAAAGUGGAAUCUAUAUUUGUCUCGCUUCUUGCGGCCUCGCUUUUGGUCGCACGUGAGAGCGAGCAAAUAUCUGGCGAUGACGGUGGCUGGUCAUCGGGAGGCGACAGCCUCACAGACGAGGGGCCCUGUAACAUCGAUAUCGAAGAUCAAACGACUCUUACAUACCAACAGUUUCUUCAACAAUAUGCAUACACAAAGCCCGUGAUUCUCAGAGGCAUCACAGACAACACAAGGUUCCAGUUCAUGUGUUCCAAAUACAAUCUUCUCAGAGAGUACCGUGAGAAAACAGUCAGACUGAGUACAGCGAACACAUACUCCUACAGGAAAGUGGAUGUUCCCUUUGAAGAGUUUGUUAAGUUCCUGCUGACCCCUCAGUCUGUGGAUUCUUUGGGCAGUGAAACUCUAUACUUCUUCGGAGACAACAACUUUACUGAGUGGCAUGCCUUGUUUGCUGAGUACAAUGCCCCCCCUUACACAAUCCCCUACACCAGCCCAGCAUACAGCUUUGGCAUAGCAGGUCCAGGCACAGGUGUUCCAUUUCAUUGGCACGGGCCAGGCUAUUCUGAGGUCGUUUAUGGCCGUAAGCGCUGGUUCCUGUACCCUCCGGAUAAACAGCCAGAGUUCCACCCCAAUCUCACCACCCUGACCUGGGUCAGGCAGUCCUACCCAAGCCUGGGGGUCAAAGAGAGGCCUCUGGAGUGCACCAUCCGGCCAGGGGAGGUGCUUUAUUUCCCUGACCACUGGUGGCAUGCUACACUGAAUCUGGACACCAGUGUCUUCAUCUCUACAUUCCUUGGUUAACCUCUCUCCUGUCAAAAAUGGGUCCAUGCCAAAACUUACUGAUGUGUGUGUGAACUUGUGUACAGUAUGUGUGUUGUUAUGCAGAGCUGAAUUGCAAAAUAAAUUAAUUAAAUUUUUAAUCAAU